AGAAAACAGGGGGCUUUUAUAACUAAGGUGCUAAGAAGUCACCCAAGAAAUAGCAUUCCACCUGGAAAGGACAUACAUUCCAAGUGAUCCUGUCCAGCAAUUUGAAGGGAGUCACGCACCACCCUCUAGUCCAUUCUGUCAGGGAAGAGGACACCUUUGAGAAGCGGUUAUCUUCCAAGAACAGAGGCAGUAUGGAAGCCCUGCAGAAACCCACUCAGAGACUUCAAGGAAAAGGUUUGGCUUCUAUGUCUACUCACUGGCUCCCAGAGGAGAAGGAGACGCCCCAAAUCCUGGAACCUGUGACCUUGGAGGACGUCACCAUCGCCUUCACUAAGGCAGAAUGGGAGGGACUGAGCUCUGAGCAGAAGGAUCUGUACAAGGAGGUGAUGCUGGAGAUUUACGGGAUUCUGCUCUCACUGGGUGAGGAUGUGCCCCCUUCAUUCCUUUCCUUAAUUCCGUAG
Molecule: messenger RNA, 461 nt
Organism: Echinops telfairi (small Madagascar hedgehog)
Lineage: Eukaryota; Metazoa; Chordata; Mammalia; Afrosoricida; Tenrecidae
Product: zinc finger protein 343-like
Exons: 3
Coding region: 192-461 (89 amino acids)
Biological process (GO): regulation of DNA-templated transcription
Source: RefSeq, a predicted model, not a curated record